AUGGCCGGGCUCGGGCUCCUGGCACUGUCGCUGUCACUGCCGCUGUCACUGUCGCUGCUGCUGCUGCUGCGGGCGGGACCCGCCGGGGGCUCCAAGGACGAUUGUCCCACCGAUCUGUUCACGGCCAGCGGGGAGUGCUGCCGGGCCUGCAACGUGGGCGAGGGCGUGGUGCAGCCCUGCGGCGUCAACCAGACGGUGUGUGAGCCCUGCCUGGACAGCGUCACCUUUUCGGACACGGUGAGCGCCACGGAGCCGUGCCGGCCGUGCACGCAGUGCGGGGGGCUGCAGAGCAUGUCAGCGCCCUGCGUGGAGUCGGACGACGCCGUUUGCGUGUGCGCCUACGGAUAUUUCCAGGAUGAAUCCAGCGGGAGCUGCCGCGAGUGCCGCGUGUGCGAGGUCGGCUUCGGGCUCAUGUUCUCCUGCAAGGACUCGCAGGACACGGUGUGCGAGGAGUGUCCCGAGGGCACCUUCUCCAGCGAGGCCAACUUCGUGGAUCCGUGCCUGCCCUGCACCACGUGCGAGGACAACGAGGUGCUGGUCCGGGAGUGCACGGCAGUGGCGGAUGCGGAGUGUCGGGGUCUCCACCCUCGCUGGACAACCCAGACCCCGUCCCUGGGGGGCUCUGAGAGCCCCGAGCCGCCCACCAGGGAGCCACUGAGCACCGAGGGCGUGGCCAGCACGGCGGCAGAGGUGGCCACCACCGUCAUGGGCAGCUCGCAGCCCGUGGUGACCCACGGUACCAGUGACAACCUCAUCCCCGUCUACUGCUCCAUCCUGGCUGCUGUGGUGGUGGGGCUGGUGGCCUACAUCGCCUUCAAGAGGUGGAACAGCUGCAAGCAGAACAAGCAGGGAGCCAACAACCGCCCGGUGAACCAGACCCCGUCCCCCGAGGGGGAGAAGCUGCACAGCGACAGCGGCAUCUCCGUGGACAGCCAGAGCCUGCACGACCAGCAACCCCCCGGGCCCGGCACCCAGGGGCCAGCCCCCAAAGCCGACGGGAACCCGUACACGGCCCUGCCGGCCAGCAAACAGGACGAGGUGGAGAAGCUGCUGGGCAGCUCUGCCGAGGACACGUGGCGGCAGCUGGCGGGCGAGCUGGGCUACAAGGAGGAGCUCAUUGACUCCUUCACCCGUGAGGAGUCCCCGGCGCGGGCCCUGCUGGCCCAUUGGGGCCGCCGCGAGUCGGCCACGCUGGAGGCGCUGCUGGCCGCCCUGCGCCGCGUCCAGCGCGGGGACAUCGCCGACAGCCUGGCCAGCGAGUCCACGGCCACCUCCCCCGUCUGA
Sturnus vulgaris (Common starling) is the source of this 1284-nucleotide messenger RNA. It is a transcript of the gene NGFR, whose product is annotated as nerve growth factor receptor. Gene Ontology annotation, biological process: Rho protein signal transduction. Lineage: Eukaryota; Metazoa; Chordata; Aves; Passeriformes; Sturnidae. Gene Ontology annotation, cellular component: plasma membrane; cell surface. The record is from RefSeq and is a predicted model, not a curated record. Gene Ontology annotation, molecular function: coreceptor activity; death receptor activity; nerve growth factor binding.